AUGAAUAGUCAAAAUAAUCUUUCAACAUCAAUUGGUAUUUCGAACAUAAUCAGUGAUAAGUCAUCAAGUAUUACAACAGAUGAUUGUUCAUAUUAUGGUCGAUUGAAUACAACAGGUUUUGGUUUUAUUCGAUCUUAUGAAGGAAUUCCAGAAAAUAUUAUUGUGAAUCUUAUCGUUACAGCGAUUCUUUUAUUACUUUUUGUUUAUUUACGACGUCGUUUUUCUGAUGCGAAAAACAUUAAUGAUGGAACUGAAAUAUCAACUUUACUCUAUGGACGAAGUAAUUCAUCUCGAAAUUUGCCUCGUAAUACAUAUUGGUUAUGGGUUCGAGAUUUAUUUCGAAUAACUGAUUGGGAUAUUUAUCAAAAUUGUUCACCAGAUGCCUAUUAUUAUCUUUUAUUUCAUACAUAUUUAAUUGUCUAUUUACUAUUCGUGACAAUAUUUUCAUUGGCAAUUAUAUUACCAGUUAAUUUUCAAGGAACACAAGCGACACCUGAACAAAAAUUUGCUCAUACAACUAUUGCAAAUUUAUCACCAGAUUCAUCAUUACUUUGGGUUCAUGCAUGUGCAUCAAUAAUAUUUGUCAUAGCUGGAAUUAUUGUAGCUUAUUUAUAUACAAAUGCUACACGAUACUAUGCUAAAGAAGAUAUGUAUGAAGAUGAAGAAUCGAAAGAAAAAGCUUCACGAACAGUAAUGAUACGUGGAAUACCUCCAAAUGUAUGUGAUGAAGAGAAAUUAAAUAAUUAUUUUCGAGAAGCAUAUCCAUCAAUAGAAAUAACACAUCUAACAUUAGCUUAUAAUAUUGUUCAAUUACAACAUGUUUAUAAACGCCGCGAGCUUAAUCUACGAGUUUGGCAACAAAGUAAAAAAAUGCUUGAAGAAACAGGUCAACGUCCUGUUGUUUACAAUAAUAAAUGUGGACAAAUGUGUGGUUGUUGUGCAAAAGAGAUUGAUGCGAUUGAUUAUUAUGAAAAAUUAUAUAAUACAUAUAAACAACGUGUAGAAGAUGAAUUUACACAUGUAAGAGAUAAAAAAUGUGGAAUAGCUUUUUUAACAUUUUCAACACCUGAGCAAGCUCAUAAAGUUCGAGCAGAUUUCCGUGCGACAUGUUUUUCACGAGAUCGUCGAAUAGAAACAUCAACAAGUAGAACACUUGGAAUUCAUGAAUGGACUGUGAAAUUUGCACCAAGUCCAAAAAAUAUUAUUUGGAAAAAUAUUCCAAUGAGUGAAGCUAGUCAUUGGUUUCGUAUUAUCGUAGUUAACAUUAUUCUGGUAUUUUUUAUGAUUUUCUUAACAACUCCAUCGAUUGUAAUGAGUACAAUUGAUAAAAUUGCUAAUAAAUAUCGUUCAAUUGAUCCAUUAAAAAAAGUGACAAAACAAAUCCAUUUUCCAGUUGUAUUAACAUCUGUUAUGCCAGUUUUAUUAUUACGUAUAUUUGCUGCUGCAAUGCCAUCACUUGUUAGUAUAACAUCAUUACUUGAAAAACAAUGGAAAAAAUCUGCAUUAGAUAAAUCAAUGAUGAUUAAAUUAUUUGUUUUUCUUUCAAUGAUGAUAUUAAUCUUACCAUCAUUAGGUUUAACAAGUAUUGAAGGAUUUCUUCGUUGGGUUUUUGAAAGUAACGAUGGAGACUCACGUAAAAAUCGAAUUCGUUGGAUGUGUGUAUUUUUACCGGAUAAUGGAGCUUUUUUUGUUAAUUAUAUUAUAACAUCAACAUUUAUUGGAGCUGCUAUUGAAUUAUUACGUUUAGCUGAUCUAGUCUUUUAUAUUUAUAUAAUUGCAACAGCUAAAUCAACUGCUGAACGACGUGUUAUUCGACAUGCUCUACAAUUUCCAUUUCGUUUUGGUGUACAAUAUGCUUGGACAGCAGCUGUAUUUUGUGUUAUUCUUGCUUAUUCCGUAGCUUGUCCAUUGAUAACACCAAUUGGUUUAUUCUAUAUGCUAAUAAAACGUGCUGUUGAUAAAUAUAAUUUAGUAUUUGUUUAUGAUACUGAAAUAGCUGAUAAAAGUGUUCAUCGUUUGGCAGGAAAUUUUAUAAUAAUUGCCUUAAUUAUUCAACAAUUAACAUUACUAUUCUUUAUUAUUGUUCGUUCUGAAUCUUUAACUUAUCUAUCAAUGACAUUAUUAGGAAGUUUUAUUUUAACAAGUGGAAUUUAUUUUGGUUUUUCAUGUUUUGAUUGUUGUGGUAAAUGGAGUUCAAGAAAAUAUUCAUUAACAAAUGCAAUAUUACCUGAGGCACCAAGUACUCGUCAAAAAUUAGAUGAUAUUGGUGAAUUAGAAGAAGCAGAAGGUCGUGAAGCACAACAACGAGCAACAUCUAAUUAUAUUCCAACUAUAUUAAAUGCAUGUAUCGAAGAAUUUAGUAAUUCACCAAGUGCAACAAAAGUUCAUCGUAGUUCAACACGUGAACCUAUACAACAAGGAAAUUAUGGUGCAGUUGAUCAAGUGAACCAACCAAUUGUUGCUGGAACUGGUGAUGAGAAUGAUUUACUCACAGAUUAA
This is a messenger RNA of Adineta steineri, 2499 nucleotides long. The record is from the annotation of a GenBank genome assembly. Lineage: Eukaryota; Metazoa; Rotifera; Eurotatoria; Adinetida; Adinetidae.